Messenger RNA from Fonsecaea pedrosoi CBS 271.37, 540 nucleotides. RefSeq lists its product as uncharacterized. The transcript has 2 exons. NCBI's taxonomy places the organism in Eukaryota, Fungi, Ascomycota, Eurotiomycetes, Chaetothyriales, Herpotrichiellaceae. The record is from RefSeq and is a predicted model, not a curated record. Bases 1 to 540 code for a protein of 179 amino acids.
AUGCAUCACCCGCAAAGCGACCAAGAUACCAAUCCCAGAAUAUCUCUAGAUCUUGACAACCUCGAGUUCCUCGCUGCUGGCAAAUCAAGAAUUGUUUACGGGAUUGACGAGGAAAGAAUUCUGAAAGAAUACUAUGGCGAGGAGAACGACGCUGAUGUUGAGCGUCGCGCGUUUGCCCGCCUCGGCUCACAUCCAAAUAUUGUGAGAUAUCUAGGCGCCACAGAGGAGGAUUCCAUAGUCCCCGAACGCGGGCAGCCCCUUCGGACAUUGUAUCAACAGACGAAUGCAGAUCAAAUUCCGUUGUGCAGAAGAGUUCGCUGGUCAAUGGACGCUGCAGAAGGAACUUACCGACGACCAAUAUCGCCAAUCAGUCAGAAGACCGACAUUUUCGCGUACGGCUGCUUGUUAUACGAAAUCAUGACAGGCAAAAAACCCCGUACCAUGAACUUGAAACACUGGACGAUCGAAGACGCCUCGUCGAACAACGAUAUACGAAUGGCCAAUUCCCGCAAGUCGAUCAUCUGCCGUUUGGCGCGAUAA